AAGCGCGCUCCCGCGCCGGACUACAACUGCCACAAUGCACCUGAACUCGCCCUUCAACGCAACAGACGCGUGAAAUGUGCGAUUAAGCAUCUCAAAGUCGCAGCAUUAGCCGUGAAAGUGAAAUAAAAUACGUUUAACCGGCUCUAACCUGCAGAACGGACGCGUGCAGCCGCGCGCGCGAGUUAGUUUGAGGUUUUUCUGCGUUAGUGCUGACGGUGACCGGAGUUCCUCACUUCAUCAGAAGCUUGUUAAUGAACGGGAAUGAGCGAGCAGACCGUCAUCAGAUUCCGGUAGAGUCGGUGUUUUGUGCUGGUUUUGCGCAGAGAGCUUCAACAGGUGCUGUCAGACCAACAGGUUUGGUUGUGAGCGCGUGUGUGUGUGUGUGUGCGCUCUGGCGUGUAUGAAUGGAUCAGGUUAGCGCGGGGAACGCAGAACGGCAGGGGGCGCUGACGAAGGGCGAAGUGCUGCCACGCCCCUCCUCCGGCCAAUCAGAGGGUUUUAAACCGGGUCGGUCGGUCUUGAACUCUCUGCUCUCGGGGGCGCUUGCAGGAGCCGUGGCCAAAACAGCCGUCGCCCCGCUGGACCGAACCAAGAUUAUCUUUCAAGUGUCGUCGAAUAGAUUCUCCGCCAAGGAGGCGUACAAGUUAAUUUACCGCACGUAUCUGAAGGAUGGCUUCUUCAGUCUGUGGAGGGGAAACUCCGCCACGAUGGUGCGUGUUAUUCCAUACGCUGCCAUCCAGUUCUGCGCUCAUGAACAAUACAAGAGGAUUCUGGGACAGUAUUACGGCUUCCAGGGCAAAGCUCUGCCUCCUGUGCCUCGGCUGCUGGCGGGGUCUCUGGCGGGAACCACGGCUGCCAUGAUCACAUACCCACUGGACAUGGUCCGAGCCCGCAUGGCCGUCACACCCAAAGAGAUGUACAGUAACAUCCUGCACGUGUUCGUCCGAAUCUCUCGUGACGAGGGGCUGCAGACGCUCUACAGGGGGUUCACUCCCACAAUCCUCGGCGUCAUACCGUACGCGGGACUCAGCUUCUUCACCUACGAGACGCUCAAGAAGCUCCACGCAGAGCACACGGGUCGCUCUCAGCCGUUCUCGUACGAGCGUCUGGCGUUCGGUGCGUGCGCAGGAUUGAUCGGUCAGUCGGCCUCUUACCCGCUGGACGUGGUGCGCAGACGCAUGCAGACGGCGGGGGUCACCGGACACACCUACGGCAGCAUCUCGGGCACCAUGCGGGACAUCGUGAGGGAGGAGGGCGUGAUCCGCGGCCUCUACAAGGGCCUGAGCAUGAACUGGGUCAAAGGGCCCAUCGCCGUCGGCAUCAGCUUCAUGACCUUCGACCUCAUGCAGAUCCUGCUGCGCAAACUCCAGCAGUGGCGCUAUAGUGCACGGUAGCAUACUGCAGCGCCCUCUACAGGAACAGGAAGUUGCAGAUGCAAGAAAAAUGGAACAAAUGUUUAUUUGUUGUUGCUUUUUUUUUGUUUUUUAACCUGAGCAAAUGCUGCCAAUGAAGAGGAUGGGAAAUGCCUGGCGUCAUGUGACUAGUCUAAGUUCUGUUUUUUGAUGCAAAAGCAUAUGUGCAUUAAAAAAAAAAAAUUUUUUUUUUUUGUUUAAAUGUCUUGUUUUCCACUACAAACUUCUAAACAGUUAUAAAAAUCAUUAAUUAACAAUUAAGAAGCGAAAUGAGGUGAGUUUAUGCUUAAAACUAGACUACAUUUUGCUUCUUAAGUAAAUGCAUCUUGAUUAAAGAAGGUUUUGAUAUUUGUUUUGGGAAACAAGACCGAACUACAGGUUAAGAAGCUGAUUUUUGCGGUGUGUUUAGAGCGAGUGUGUGUUCCGUCUCCUGCCGUCGCUGGAAGUGCAAUACUGACUGAAUGCAUUUCUGGAAACACUGUUUUCGUCCUCGUCCUGAUUUAUGUCUGUGUUUUCACACACAUCAGGGGCUUUGAUGAAAAUACACACGAGCGUUUCCAGUGAACCGUAGAAGCCGUUUAUCUAAAUAUCACUUUCAUAUCGGGGUGAAUCUCAUGAAAGCGGUCAAGGACAC
This is a messenger RNA of Cyprinus carpio (common carp), 2046 nucleotides long. It is a transcript of the gene slc25a42, whose product is annotated as mitochondrial coenzyme A transporter SLC25A42-like. Bases 405 to 1394 code for a protein of 329 amino acids. Gene Ontology annotation, cellular component: mitochondrial inner membrane. The record is from RefSeq and is a predicted model, not a curated record. NCBI's taxonomy places the organism in Eukaryota, Metazoa, Chordata, Actinopteri, Cypriniformes, Cyprinidae. The transcript is spliced from 8 exons. Gene Ontology annotation, biological process: transmembrane transport.